Molecule: messenger RNA, 972 nt
Organism: Tilletiopsis washingtonensis
Lineage: Eukaryota; Fungi; Basidiomycota; Exobasidiomycetes; Entylomatales
Exons: 8
Coding region: 1-933 (310 amino acids)
Biological process (GO): very long-chain fatty acid biosynthetic process
Molecular function (GO): oxidoreductase activity, acting on the CH-CH group of donors; protein binding
Source: RefSeq, a predicted model, not a curated record
AUGCCAUUCACCGUCACCGUCGCCUCGCGCGUGGCGCGCAAGAACAAGGCCACCUCGUCCGCCUAUCCCAUGGUCAUCGAGCUGGCCUCGGGCAGCGCGUCGCUCGCCGAGCUCAAGCGCGCCAUCCACAAGCGCCACGUCGGCCUCACGCCCGAGCGCCAGCGCAUCACCAGCGACGACAAGAAGCCGCUACUCGACGACGACAAGGCGCUGCAGCAGCAGGGCGUCAAGGACGGCGACACGCUCUACGUCAAGGACCUCGGACCGCAGGUUGCCUGGCGCACCGUCUUCCUCACCGAGUACGCUGGCCCGCUCGUGAUCAACCCCCUGAUGUUCUGGCUCGCACCGCGCAUCUGGGGCCAGUUUGAGCACUCGCGCAUGCAGAAGCUCGCACUCGCACUCGUCGUGCUGCACUACCUCAAGCGCGAGGUCGAGACUGUCUUCGUCCACCGCUUCUCGAACGGCACGAUGCCCCUCUUCAACAUCUUCAAGAACUCGACGCACUACUGGAUCCUGUCUGGCGUUCUGCUUUCCGGCGCCAUCAACAUCCCGUCUCUCUCGGCCUCCGCACUCAAGGGCACGGUGCAGGACUCGGACGCCUUCCUGAUCGGCUGCACGGCCGUCUGGGCGCUCGCUGAGGCCGGCAACGCCUGGGCCCACAUCAAGCUGCGCAACCUGCGGCCGCCGGGCACGCGCGAGCGCAACAUCCCGCGCGGCGGCCUCUUCGACUUCGUCUCGUGUGCCAAUUACUUCUACGAGUUCCUCGCGUGGACCGCAUACACGGCGCUCACGCUCAGCCCCGCAUCGGCGCUGUUUGCUGCUGUCUCUACGGGCCAGAUGGCCAUCUGGGCACUGGGCAAGCACAAGAAGUACCGCAAGGAGUUCAAGGACUACCCGCGCGGCCGCAAGGCCAUGUUCCCCUUCAUCUUCUGAGCCAGCGCAACAAAAGUGCAGGCCGUCCCAGCGCACAGG